AUGUCCCAACCCGCUACAAUCCAGAUCCUCCCAACCGAGAUCCUACACCUAAUAGCCAAAAACCUCGAUGUCUUCAGUCUCAUCAAUCUCCAACAUUCAUGCCAGCGCUUCUGUGAAUCAAUACCAUCUCCUACACACAAGCAGUUAAUAGAAGCCGAGAAAAGCGGACUCGGAUUUCAAAAGGAGUUCUACGCCUGUCGUGAUUGUCUCAGAUUACGACCCCGAGCAAAGUUCGCCGAUACCAUGAUUAAACGGAAAAAGGCCAAAUGGGGACCUGGAGCUACGGACCGCUGGUGUGUCGACUGUGGUCUCCAUCCGCAGCCUGGUACUAAUCGGUACACUGUUGGUAAUCUGAUCCCGAUCAUGGGCGGGGUGUACAUUAUUUGCUUGCGAUGUGGGGAUUUUGGGGUUGCUGCUGUGGAAGAUGGGAAACCGGUCGAGACACCCCUGUGUGAGAUUUGCUGGAGGCCAAUUAGAGCAAGGUUGAGGGCUGAACAAGUUAGGCAGGAAAAGGCUCGACUUCGAGCUGAACAGGCUGAGCGGAGCGCUAGAAGGCGUGGGAUGGGGUACUCGGCUUCUUAUAGUGAUGAUGUAGUUCCGCCUAGUCCUACUUGGAGUGAGGAGUUUAUGGAUCUGGUUCAGGCCGAGGCUGAUUCGUAUAUGAACAGUCCUGGGCCUGGGUCUGAUUGA
Molecule: messenger RNA, 690 nt
Organism: Penicillium antarcticum
Lineage: Eukaryota; Fungi; Ascomycota; Eurotiomycetes; Eurotiales; Aspergillaceae
Product: F-box domain protein
Exons: 1
Coding region: 1-690 (229 amino acids)
Molecular function (GO): protein binding
Source: RefSeq, a predicted model, not a curated record